Aedes aegypti (yellow fever mosquito) is the source of this 1855-nucleotide messenger RNA. RefSeq lists its product as uncharacterized. The transcript has 2 exons. Bases 153 to 980 code for a protein of 275 amino acids. Gene Ontology annotation, molecular function: DNA binding. The record is from RefSeq and is a predicted model, not a curated record. Lineage: Eukaryota; Metazoa; Arthropoda; Insecta; Diptera; Culicidae. Gene Ontology annotation, cellular component: transcription regulator complex; nucleus. Gene Ontology annotation, biological process: regulation of transcription by RNA polymerase II.
AUCGACGCCGCAGUGGGUGGUGACAGACAGUAGUGAGUCGCAUAUAAAUUAAACCACCCACCACCCCAUUUCCUUGCAUUAUUGGAGGGAGGACUGUCGCGCAAGGCAAGGCACACAAAUCCAUCGACCGACAGACGGCAGUCAGUACCUAAAUGGACCCCGCCCCGCUAGAUAACGUCGUAAAAUUGCACGAUCUGCAUCUACGGGCUACCCAAACACUGCAGCUAAUCGGUCAGGUGGAAGCUAAUCGCGUCCUUUACGACACUUCCGAUCAACAGUACAACACGAAAAAGGCAAAAAGUGCAGCCUGGAAACAGAUUUCGGCCGCUGUGCUGGGAAUCAAACCGGAACAAGUCAGCCGCUAUCAUUCCCUGCAGAUUCAACACAAGUGGAAAAGCCUGCGAACGGCUUACGUGCGUCAGAAGCGGAAGAACAACCCGGCCAUUCCGUACCGGUAUGCCGAUUUGAUGAGUUUUCUCGAUCCGUAUCUGCGACGGGAUGAGGCCAGUUCCGGUGCUUCCAAUUCCGUCGCAGCCCUCCAUUCCCGGAGUAGGUUCUCCGCACCGUUCGAGAUCGAUUUAGAUGGUGACGUGGGGAAGGACAUUGCUACAUCAGACAUUCAAGACGCCUGUAUCGAUCUGUUCGACCCCAUCGAGGAAGAUUUGACGUGCGACACGGGAGUGAUGGUGCAGAAACUUACGGCGACAACAGCUGGACCGGUUUCGUCGGUUCUGUCCACGGUCGGAUCGACCAUUGCAGAAUCGAACAACGGCACCAGUGGCAGUGCUUCGACGUCGUCCUCUAGCAGCACGCCCCACAUAAGCCCCAGCCAGAUGGACGAGCUGGACGGAUUCUUUAUGCAAAUAUCGCGCACGGUUCGAAAGUUUUCGCCGCGUAAAAUCAUCGAACUGAAGAUGCAAAUCUUCAAUUUGGUCUCCCAAGCUGAAUUGGACGAGUUGGAUGCAAUCAAUAAGUAUUGAUUUGUGGGCUCUCUAGAAAAUUAUCAUUUUAUGAUUAAUUAGUGUUUUAACAUAGAUCUCAUUUUUUUAUUUAAAGACUAAUUUUAUUUAUUUGUUUUAUUUAUAACUGUAUUUUAUUUCAACAAUCAUAGUUUUCUCUUGUUACUUUCUUUUUGUUGAGCUAUAAGAAACUGAUGAAGUCCUGGGUCACAGCAAAAUUGUAAAAAAUAUAAUUGUAGUUUAUAAUAACAUUUUUUUUUUUAACAAUAUUGACAACAUCUUAUACAAAAAAUCACAUACUCAAAUUUUUAAUUGUAGGUAUUUAAAACUACAAAUUGAACUUUAACACUUCACUUUUGCAAGUUCAAUUUGUAGUUUUAAACAUACUCUAAUAAUCCCUCCCCUAAAUUCAAUAUAAAAAGUGUAGUGUAGGUAUUUGUUAAAAAAGUAUUAUUUUUGAACGAUAUUGAGCACAUCAUAAGUAUUAAACACAAUAAUUACAAUGAAUCCAAGCUAGCAAUUCAGAAGUAAAACCAAUUUAUAAUGCCGUUUUUUAAGAACAUCAAAAGCAACUUAUCCAAACAGGAUUAUGAUUGGGUGCUCCUAAAUGAGAAAAAAAGAAGAAUAUCCUCUUUAUAAAUCGAUCGGUGCCAAACCCUUAUAUCCAAUAGACUGGACUAUUUUGAUACCUUAGUAAGUAAGCAAAUAGUAUGAUCCGUUUCAAGAUCUAGUCAUUUUAUGCAUAACUUAGACACCACCAGGCAGCAUAUUACUACGCCAUAGAGAAGCACUUUCUACACGACCAUUUAUCAUAGCUAGUCACCCUAAGUAGAACUGAAAUUAGCCAUAAUGUACUUAAUUUGCUGAAUAAAACCAAUUCCAAAUGUUUACUUAAA